UUAAAAUGAUGAGAUAUUAAAACAGCCUCUCUUUAUCCUUCAUCAGCUGUCCUGCCAUUUGAACAUAUAUUUUGUUCACUGAUAAAGGGCCUCAAAUUCGUCACGGCGAUCAACUAUACAUAGCCGCAUUCAUGGCAAACCUUCAUGGACAUCCUGCUGGUUUAGAGAAAACCGACUCAAUAAACUAUGAGGAAAAAAGGUCUAAGCUAUCUUUUAAGCAGAGGGCUAUUAAUGUCUCCAACAAAUUAAGGACUUCCUUCGGUAAGAAGAGCAGGAAAAAUGGUAGACCCAUUUCUGUUGUUGAGGAUGUGCAUGAUGCAGAUGAACUGAAAGCAGUUGACGCUUUACGUCAAACUUUAAUAUUGGAAGAACUAUUACCUGCAAAGCAUGAUGAUUACCACAUGAUGUUAAGAUUUUUGAAGGCUAGGAAAUUUGAUAUAGAGAAGACUAAGCAAAUGUGGUCUGAUAUGAUCAAAUGGAGAAAGGAUUAUGGUACCGACACCAUUAUGGAGGAUUUUGAUUUCAAGGAAAAAGAGGAUGUGAUCAAAUACUAUCCUCAAGGUCACCACGGGGUUGAUAAGGAUGGAAGACCUGUCUACAUCGAGCAACUUGGUAAAGUUGAUGCUACCAAGCUCAUGCAAGCCACUACCCUUGAGCGUUACGUCAAGUACCAUGUGAUGGAGUUUGAAAGGACCUUUAUUGAUAAGUUCCCAGCUUGCUCAAUCGCAGCGAAAAAGCAUAUUGAUCAAAGUACGACCAUCCUAGACGUACAAGGAGUGGGACUGAAAAACAUGAACAAAGCUGCUAGGGAGCUGAUUCAGUGUCUCCAGAACAUUGAUGGUAACAACUACCCCGAGACUCUAUGCCGCAUGUACAUCAUCAAUGCGGGAUCUGGUUUUAGGCUUUUGUGGAGCACGGUGAAAUCGUUCCUUGAUCCAAAGACUACUUCUAAGAUUCAUGUUUUGGGCACCAAAUACCAAAGUCAGUUGCUGGAAUUGAUUGAUGCCAGUGAGCUUCCAACGUUUUUGGGAGGUACUUGCACCUGUGCUGAAAAAGGUGGUUGCCUGCGCUCGGACAAGGGCCCAUGGCAAGAUCCAGAGAUCAUGAAGAUGGUUCGUAGUGGUCACCACAAAUGUUCAAAGAAUGCAGUCCCAGAAGAGAAGGUCAUAUCUGAGGAUCAGUCUGCAAACAUGAAAACAUUUUCUUUUAAGAAAGAAGUUGAAUAUCCCAAAGGUGAAGACAUCAAGCAACCAAAUCUUCCUUUGGUUUUUGAAGAGGAUGCAUUAGAAAAGCACCACAGUGAAAAAACCAAUAACACGCCCGUAGUUGACAAGGCUAUAGAUAAUCCUAAGCCAAAGCAGAAGUUAGCCUUUCCUAAAGAUACAGAUUAUUAUCCGAUCCAGGAAGCUUACAAGCCUAAAUCGUCUCCUGAUAGGCUAGGAAACCACCUGAUAUCAGGCAUGAUGACAUUGGUAAUGGGAGUAAUGACCAUGGUACGUAUGACAAAUAACAUGCCAAAAAGACUAACGAAUGCCACACUCUACUCUAUUGGCAUUCAUGAUGAUGAUGAUGAUAUGGUAAAAUGCCCGACAAGAUCUCACAAGGAGCAAGCAUUGUCUAUCUCUACUGGUGAGUACCUCGCCAUGAUGAAACGCAUGGGAGAUUUGGAAGAGAAGGUUAUUGUACUUGACAACCGAAAAAUAGAGAUGCCUGCUGAGAAAGAAGACAUGCUUAAUAAGGCUUUGUCUCGUGUUGAAGCUUUGGAGAGUGAGCUUGCUGCUACCAGAAAGUCUCUUGAAGAGUCCCUUUCUCAACAAAGAGAGAUCAUGGCAUACCUUGAGAAAAAGAAGAAAAAGAAGAGAUUUUUCCGUUUCUGAGCCAACACGACAUCAAAAACGUGAUAUGAACUAACUAGAGGAAGUGAAGAGAAUUGGAAAUCAUGGAACUGGCUGUGAUGUCGAUUUUUGACCCCCUUGUCCAAGUGUGAAGGUUUGCUUUGUGUAUAACAUACCUCUUUAACAACCAUGUUUGCAAUUUCUUAUAUUGUGUGUAGCCUAUCAAGACGAGCUUGAGAUUGUUUCUAUCUAUAUUAAACUGCUAAUGAGGGAAGCCAUGCUGCUUCUCGUCGAUGUGUUUCAUAUUCUUAAAA
Molecule: messenger RNA, 2149 nt
Organism: Erigeron canadensis
Lineage: Eukaryota; Viridiplantae; Streptophyta; Magnoliopsida; Asterales; Asteraceae
Product: phosphatidylinositol/phosphatidylcholine transfer protein SFH12-like
Exons: 12
Coding region: 132-1877 (581 amino acids)
Source: RefSeq, a predicted model, not a curated record